Oldenlandia corymbosa var. corymbosa is the source of this 684-nucleotide messenger RNA. The record is from the annotation of a GenBank genome assembly. Lineage: Eukaryota; Viridiplantae; Streptophyta; Magnoliopsida; Gentianales; Rubiaceae.
AUGAUUCGCAGAUAUGCAGAGCAAAUUCACCCUCACUGUCCGGAUUUCGAUGGCGAACCCACCGGCUCGCUUACAAAUACGGUUGAUGAGUUCGCAGGAGAGAUACAGUCUCUCGAGGAAGAAAUACAGGAACAGUGCAUCAGUAUGUUAGAACACCCGCAACAAUCAACUUCUCUAACCACAGAUCAGGCCUUGGAAGUCAUUACUUCUAUUUUGGAGAAUGUUUUGGAGAUGAGAUCCUUCUUUUUGCAUGCUCUAAUUCAACAGGAUCCUCAUAACCCUGUUCAUUUCUUGGGGGAUUUAGUAAAAGCUAUGGAAGACUUGGAAGAGGAGCUGACCUUCUUGAAAAGUCUCAUCCGCUUUACUGCACAGAGAAGAGUAGUUGAACUAGCACAAGAUCUGUUUGGCCACGCUGCGGACAUUUCCAUCAGAUAUGUCCUCUCCGAUUUGAACGAAGGGCAGUUUAAAAUUUCUACUCUAGCACAAGAGAUGAAGCCUAUCGAUCCUCAAGUCUUUAGGACCUACACUCAAGCCCUGAGUAUCCUAAAGUCUGAUCAUACUCAAGAAGAAAUGGUUGAUACCACCAUUAUUGCAAUGAAUGACAUCCUUCAUUAUCUCAUAUCUAAAUCUCUGGGAGAUGCUUCAAUGGAAUGCUUAUUCUCAUGUGGUUUCAGUGAAAGAUGA